Pistacia vera is the source of this 962-nucleotide messenger RNA. RefSeq lists its product as uncharacterized. The record is from RefSeq and is a predicted model, not a curated record. The coding region runs from base 16 to 777 and encodes 253 amino acids. Lineage: Eukaryota; Viridiplantae; Streptophyta; Magnoliopsida; Sapindales; Anacardiaceae. The transcript has 8 exons.
GAUCAGACGGUGAAAAUGGCGUCCGCUGCUGCUAUGGAGAAGAUGCAGCUCCGUCGAAGCUACCAAAACUUGUGGCACAGUGACCUCUUGGGUUCCAUUAAAAAAGACACUCCUUAUUGCUGCUUUGCGGUUCUCUGUCCCCCAUGUGUAUCUUACAUACUUCGGAAACGAGCACUUUACAAUGACAUGUCCAGGUAUGUCUGUUGUGCUGGUUAUAUGCCCUGCAGCGGCAGGUGUUAUGAAAGUUCUUGUCCCGAAGUUUGCCUUGGCACUGAGGUUUUCUGUUGCUUUGGAAAUUCAGUGGCCUCUACUCGCUUUCUGUUGCAAGAUGAAUUCAACAUCCAGACAACUCGCUGCGAUAAUUUUAUUAUUGGGUUUAUGAUAUGCCUUCAACAAGUUGCAUGCAUAUUUUCCAUAGUUGCAUGCAUUGUUGGAAGUGAUGAACUUCGGGAAGCUUCUCAGAUUUUGAAUUUGUUGGCUGAUCUAGUUUAUUGCACGGUUUGUGCAUGCAUGCAGACACAACACAAGAUUGAAUUGGACAAAAGAGAUGGUGUGUUUGGUCCACAACCUAUGGCAGUACCCCCUGUUCAACAGAUGUCUCGCCUUGAUCAGCAAUAUCCUCCCACAGUUGGAUAUCCACCACCGCAUGAUGCAUAUGGACAGCCCUACGGUUACCCACCUCCUCAGGCACAAGGCUACCCCCCUCCGUCACAAGGCUACCCCCCUCCGUCACAAGGCUAUCCUCCUGCUUAUCCACCUCCUGGCUAUUCUAGGUGAUCACGUUUUCUGUGUUGCAUCUGAGUUUUCUGUCCAAAAUGACUAUUCUGCUGUGUUGCAUGUUACCAGUAAAUUUCCAAGUCUUGUGAUAUAUUUAACUGGGUUUCGAGUGGAGCUGCAACUUUUUAUGAGUGUUUACUUGCCAAUAGGCCAUUGUUAUAGUAGUAUAUUUGUGUGUUUUGUGA